Messenger RNA from Chroicocephalus ridibundus (black-headed gull), 2441 nucleotides. RefSeq names its product cilia and flagella associated protein 53 (gene CFAP53). The coding region runs from base 32 to 1555 and encodes 507 amino acids. NCBI's taxonomy places the organism in Eukaryota, Metazoa, Chordata, Aves, Charadriiformes, Laridae. The transcript has 8 exons. The record is from RefSeq and is a predicted model, not a curated record.
UGCUAUAACAACGGGCGGCGCGGAUGUGGCGAUGGAGGCUCGGCGGUGGCGGCGGGAGGCGAGCGGGCCUCUCCCGCACUCCUGGGCGCUGAAAGCCAAGCUGCCUAAAGAACAAACAAGUGAAAAUUUUGUCUUGGCCCGCAGACAGAAAGAAAAGGAGCUCCUUGAACAUGCUGAUUUCUUAAAGCUCUACAACCAGUAUCGCAGCGUCUCUGAGUGGCAGCAACGCAACGACCAAAAGUGGCUGCACAGCGCCGUGCAGAGAAAGGUGGAUGCGACAAUGCGGGAAUAUCUGGCAGGGACUGAUGAGAGAAGAGAGAGGCUUCGUGAGCUUCUGGAGGCAGAGGAAAGUAAGUACGUCGCUGAGAUGGAGGCACUUGAAGAAACGGUGCUGGAAAAACAAGCAAAGAUGAGGGAGCGAGCAAAAUUACUGAGAGAGAAGAGAGAAAAAGAAAGACAACAACUGGUGGUUGAAAAACGAGAGCAGCAAUUCCGAGAACAAUGCGAGGAGCUUCGCAUACAGCGGAUGAAGAAGCAUCAGAAGGAAUUGUGUGAAGACCGGCUGGCCCAGGUAGCUCUGAAGGAGGAACUGAAAAAGCAACAGAAGAAGGAGGAGGAGAUGUUUGCAGAGCUUUGGAAAGAGGAUAGUUUGGCUAAGGAAAAGCGAGAGGCGGUGGAGAUGCAGAAAUCAGCGGAACAGAACCGGGAAAUCCUGAGCGUGCUCAGUGCCCAGGUAGCAGUGCUCAGUGCUCACAGAGAGGAGGCGAAGCGGCUGAAGGAAGAAGAGGCGCGAUUGCUGGAAGAGCAGCAGCAACAGCUUCAGCUAGAAAAUGAACAACUUCAGAGGGAGAAACUACAGAAACAGAAGGAACGCAGGGAUAUGUUGCUCGGCGCAGCACAGGACAAGCAGAAGCGUCUGAAUGAAGAAAAACAAGGUGAACUUGCCCUAGAGAUGAAGAUCUUGGAAAAAUCUCUUCAGGAACCCCAGGAGGACGCUGAGGAGAAAACGAAGAGAAAACAAGAGCUGUUGAAGGAGCAACAGACUUACCUGGCACACCUGGCUCAACAGCUGGAGGAGGAGAAACAGCGAGAAAAAGAGGUGGACAAGCUCCUCGAUGAAGAGGUCGCGAAGGUUUGGGCCAAGAAGGCUGAGCAAAUGCGGUUAGAAAAGGAGGCUAGAAAGCAGCUACUGAAAGAUGUCCUGGAUACGAGAGAACUGCAGGUGGAGGAGAAGGUGCAGAGAAAUGCGAAGGAGCGGGAAGAACUCGCUCAAGAGAGGAAGUUAUUAGCUGAAGCAAUCACAGAACUCCAGCAUAUAGAAGAGGAAAAGCACGCAAGAAAAGUAAAAGAAGCAAAAGAAUACCGAGAGCAACUCAGGGCUCAAAUUGCCUAUCGACAACAGGCCCGUGAUGCUGAGGAAGAAGAGAAGAAGCGAGAAUACGAAUCGGGUCUAGCGGCAGAGAGAGCUUACCAAGAAAGGCUACAGGACGUUCUGUCAAGGCCUUGUGAGAAAUCAGCAAAAAUCCACCCUUUGAGAAGAAAACUAAUGUCUUAACUCUCAAGAAGAUAAUUUACGAUGAUUUUUUUUUAGCUCGCUUAGUUGCCUUAAAAAAUGUUUUCUAAGGGUGUUUUAACUGACUGGACUCCUCUCUGCUGUGACGCUCAAAGUAGUUAACUGGCAAAUACAAGAAACGUGAUAUUUUUAAAGGUUAUUUUUUAUCGCUAUUGGAUUUUCUUUCACAAAAUGACUUUUGAUCCAAAUCAAAACGGUUGACACUUUAAUACAAGACUACUGUAUGUUCUCUGCAGUAUACCGCUGUAUUAUUAUGACGCGAAAGAUAGGUAGGCGUUCUUUAAAAUCUGCGCAAAAGAAAACUUCGUUGAAGAGUUUCAGCGCACUUUUAUUAAAAUGCCUUUCAAACUGCAAAUAUUUGCAAAACUUUUUUUUUUUUUAUUUAGCCAAAAAGUACCUGGUGACUCAGCUUCGUUUUCCUUAUAAAAUACAAAACUCUGAAUCUAUUUGACUGUGGGCUAGAGGGCAAAGGGCUGACGCUGCUUUGCAUAUGUUCUGAUCGCUCUUGAAUGAUGUGUGGAAUAUCAGAGUCCCAAAGCUAGACUCUGGGACCUCUGCUCGGACAGCGUUAGUCGUGCAGGCAUUCGGAAAUGCUUUAUCUCUGACACUUUUCCAUUCUUGAGCCUUUGCUGCUGCUCAUCUGCAGACGUUUCUCUCGUUCAGCUUUUACCGUCUUUCCUCCAACCCCUGUUUCUCCGCCCUUUUCCUCUCCAACUUCCACCCCUCACCAAGCACUUCCUCUACCUUCCUCCUCCUCCCGACCUUCCUCUUUCAGCGUUGGCAAGUCCCGGGACUCGUGUUCUUGGUGCGUGGGAGCAGGAAGGGAUGCGCAGAGAAGCUGGUAAAUGGCUGGGAUGGGAGCGCCCCG